Patiria miniata (bat star) is the source of this 1182-nucleotide messenger RNA. Its product is annotated as low-density lipoprotein receptor-related protein 2-like. The transcript has 7 exons. NCBI's taxonomy places the organism in Eukaryota, Metazoa, Echinodermata, Asteroidea, Valvatida, Asterinidae. Gene Ontology annotation, molecular function: protein binding. The record is from RefSeq and is a predicted model, not a curated record. The coding region runs from base 1 to 1182 and encodes 393 amino acids.
AUGGAUCAUUGCGGCGAUGUAUCGACCAUUACUGUCACCAACGGCCUGCCGUACGUACUUCAGAAAGACGCCGAGGCAUACCCCUAUGGCCAGAGCUGCCUGUGGCGCGUAGCUGCCACUGUCGGAAGUCGAAUCCGGAUCACAGUGAGGGACCUGGACCUCUCAGAGCGGAGCAUGUUGAUUUUCGGUCAGGGCGACGUGAUUAACAAAGAGACGGCUUUCGCGGUAUUGUCGGGAUCGUACGCAAGACAGACAGUAACAUCUAACACCAAUGAGGUGUGGAUUACAUUACAGUCUGUCGAGAGUUCUGAUAUUCGCUUCGCCAUUGAGAUUCAAUCAUUUGAACCCAUGCAUGCAGAAUGCGGUGGACAUCAAUUUUCUUGUCCACUUGAAGACAACUGUAUCCCUCGGGACCAGGUGUGUGAUGGCAUACCACAAUGUCCUCUUCACGGAGACGAGCUUGCCUGUGACUUAGAGGGUCUCCUUAGAGAGCCUUACCACGGAGACUUCUUCUACACUCCAAGAGUUUCAGGAUCGUGCGCGGAUGUUGGUGAUUACCGGUGUCCCAAAGGCGGAUGCAUUAGUUGGAUGGAGGAGAUAUGCGAUGGGAAAGCACAUUGCAACGACCUGUCCGACGAAAGAAACUGUUAUCCAUGCGGGAAGAGUUACCUUCUUUUGAGCAAUUCAACAGUGACUUCAGUGCCGUUCCAAUCGAUUAAUUAUCCGCUCCCGUACCCGAACGAUGCCCUGUGUGUCUGGUUGGUCACUGCCGACGCGGACCGCAUCGUGGUCCUGCAGUGCACCCGCUUUCAUACUGAGCGCAGCAAGGACAAUCUGAUCGUGGGCAACGGCCACGAUCCCUCGGACGAAAACUCGCAGAUUAUGCGCUUGAGCGGUUUCAUUUACAUGUUCCGGAUAAUUUCCAGAGGGCCGAAAAUCUGGCUGAAAUUUCAGAGUAACGGCCAGGGAACUAGGAAGGGAUUUUCUGCAACGUUAUCACAAGAAAUGCCUGAAGGUUCCUGCUCGGACAGUGAAUUCCAAUGCAGGUCUCCAUCGGUGACUGGGCUGACUUGUCUAAACGCUGCAACCUCCGUCUGCAACGGUAUGGCGACCUGCAUCGAUGGAUCGGACGAAGAAAACUGCGGUACGAACCGACCACGUGGCACACAUGUUUUUGCUUAG